GAUCUUAUAAGAGUGAAAGGAAUUGACGUGAGAGGUAGUUUGAAAGAAAUUUUAAAUUCAUUUCGAAUUAGAAACUGAAACCCAGGUUUGUGAUUCAUUAAUCAAAUCUUAUUCAGUGAGAAUGAGAAAGCACGCGUCAGUGAGUCAAGCUUAAAAAUAAAAAAAGAGAUUUAAUUAUAUAUAAUGUUGUGUUUAUAUUAUCACACCUCUAGUACAAGUCAUUCCAUUGUUGCGUCGAGUUUAUAGAUUCUGCGUUUAUUCUCCAUUCAGUUUAAAGAUUUUGUUUUACCUCAUUUAUUUUUGCAAGGGAAUUUCCCAUGCAAUAAGGUUUGGUUACUAGUACAGAUUUGUUGUACUAAUUAAUUGUUAAGUGUUUGCAUACACAUAUAUAUUUCAGUAUAUAUAUAUAUAAGUUCAACAUAUACAUAAUUAUAUAAAUAUUGGCGCAAGGCAUCACAAGCAGACUCAAUACAAAGUUGAAAAUAUUUUCAGUAAAGUGCGUGCUUGAAAAUGGGGCUUUUUCUGAAAGCUUUAGCAUGCCUAUUAAUCACAUCAGAAUUGUGGUUGCCUUCAAAUGGUCAAUUGUCAACAGGAUCGCGCCCCCUCUUUGGACCGCCUGUAUUUCCUUCAUCAACUCCAGCAAAAACAAACAAAAAUCGAAAUGCUUUAUUAGAAAAUCAAAUACGCAGUUUAAAGGGAGCAGAAACAUUUGCGUUGAAGUUCUUUGCACAGCUGUCCAAUGAGCAUUUAAAAGUGCCGAAUAGCAAUUAUAUGAUUUCUCCCUUUGCUGUGUGGUCGUUACUACUUUUGUUAACCGAAGGCGCGGUAGGCAAUACACUUAAGGAACUACGCGACACUCUACAUAUUGAUCAUGAUCAGCAAGUUAUACGUGCGGCGUAUCGCCAGAUUGCUAGUUAUUUAACUGUAAAUACCACGACAAUAGAAGUGGCAUCAUUUAACGCAUUAUUCACAGACGUUAAUAAACCAGUUAAUCGUGAUUAUGAAAUUGUUGUUGAACGUGUCUAUGGUUCAGCAUUAAUACCAGUAGAUUAUCAAGAUGUUAACAAUACCUUCACCAAAAUCAACGAUGACAUUAGUAAAGCUACGAGAGGCUUACUUCCUUAUACUGUAACUCCACAAGAUUUUAAGGAAGCAAAUCUAUUGCUGAUCUCGUCCCUUUAUUUUAAAGGGCAGUGGCGUUAUCCUUUUAAUUCUGCUGAUACUCGUCCCGCAACAUUUUACGAUGAAUUUGGUAAUUCAUUAGGUUUUGUACAAAUGAUGACGCAAAACGGAACGUUCGUAUAUGCAGGCAUCCAAGAUUUGGAAGCUCACGUUUUGGAAUUACCAUAUGGCACACAAAAUAGAUUGUCCAUGUUGGUAAUUUUGCCCAAAAAAGGCGUUACUGUAAAUAAAGUUGCGAACAAUCUACGUGAUGUAGGACUAGUCGGAAUAUUCCGGCAAUUACUUUCUGCGGCUGAGGACUUCGAAGGUGAAUCUGUGGAAGUGUUUUUACCUAAAUUUACAACACAGUCACAUUUUUCCUUAAGAACUAUUUUGACAAACAUGGGUAUUGCCGACGUUUUUGAACCCGCAUUCGCCGAUUUGAGUAAACUUUCUAAAAAUGUUUUUGUUUCCAGUAUAUUUCACGCAACUCGCAUUAUUGUAAAUGAAGAAGGAACCGAGGCAGCAGCCAUAACGACAGCAGUUCUCGCGAACAAAUCUAUACCUCCUAAAUUCUAUGUAGAUCGACCAUUUCUUUAUUUAAUUGUAGAGAAGAAGGCGAAUCUUUUGCUAUUUGCGGGUGAGGUGAAAUCUAACGUUUAAAUCUUUUACAGGUAGUAGAAUAAAUGUGUCAUACAUGAGGUUGCGAAAGUUUAUUCAAAGCAAGUAAGAAAAUUAUAUUCGGCGAGGGCCGAAUAUCGCAUAUCCACCACUAGGUUUUUCGCAUUCUAUUCUCCAAAUUCUUUUAUUUGAUACCCAUAUCGCAAGUAUUAUUAAGAAAAAAGUGAUCGGGCUGUCUAACUUAUUGAUUUUAAAAGUAACCCCGUUUUAGGCAGAUAAUAUAUCUUCAUUUAAGGAGAGUACAAAAUGGUUGUAAACAUUUGGUGUUGUUUGCGUUAUGAUAAGUAAGCAUAAAAACUCAAAAAAGUGAAAAAACAGAAUUUAAACAAUUAUAACUUUUUGUGGGAGUGGCGAAUGUUUUCCAUUUUCACACAUAACGAAUGGAGUGUUUCGUAAAGCAAAAAUCCAAAAAUUUUUGUUAAAAAAAAAGGAGCUGCGUUCAGUUUUUGCUCCACUGCCCGCUUCUGCUACGACCGACCUGGUCAUUUUUCAAUACCCACAUGUGUGCAGAAACUUCCAAUGUUUCUACAAAAUUUGAAGCUGAUAUCUUCCUUUUCCGACCAAGAGAGUGUCAACAACACACACCACACAAGCGCACAGGCGGACGGGUAUAACUAAAUCACCUCAGAAUUUCACACUGAUUAAGAAUAUGUAUACUUUAUAGGGUCUCUGAAGCGUCUUUUUGGGUGCUACAUACAUU
This is a messenger RNA of Glossina fuscipes, 2542 nucleotides long. Its product is annotated as serine protease inhibitor 77Ba-like. The record is from RefSeq and is a predicted model, not a curated record. The transcript is spliced from 6 exons. Bases 511 to 1824 code for a protein of 437 amino acids. Lineage: Eukaryota; Metazoa; Arthropoda; Insecta; Diptera; Glossinidae. Gene Ontology annotation, molecular function: serine-type endopeptidase inhibitor activity.